UUUCUUAAUGAAUUUAUACUUUCAUUAUAAAUAGAUAACUGCACUGUUUUAUUACCAAAACCUAUUUAAUAUUCUAUUAAAAAUUUUGCAAAAUGAACUGUGUAAUUUAUUUUGGUAUGUUAUUAUAUGUUAAAUCUUCUUUUGUGAUAAGUUCGACCGAUCGGUGUUUUGAACUUAUUAAUAAAAUUCUAUGUGAUGAAUACAAUCUAAUUCCAACUAAAAAGCUAUCACAAAAAGAAAGACUUGAUAAAGCUAAUGAAAUAGCGUUAAUGUUUGGAAAUCAGAGUGUCGAACCAAUCGAUGAAUAUGUGAAAGUUGAGGAAACCGAAUUUGAAAAUGUAUUUGAACUUUUACCCAAACAUUAUUCAUCAUCGCUUGUGGUUAGCGUUGGAACAAUUAUAGAAAGAUUCCAGGAAAUUAAAGAUAAAAACAAAAACGUUAGCAAAAACGUAAAAAAAAUUAUUAAAAAAUUGGAAACAUUCGAUGAAAAUGAAUUUUUAGACCUAAGAAUUUGUAAACAAAUAAUGAAUAACCAAUAUUAUCCAGUACCACAUAAUUGGGUUUUAAAAUGUCAUAAGCUCAAUUCUGGAUUUAAAAAAUAUGAUCCAGAUAACACCGGAAGAAUCGCUUUUGGUGAUUUUAAGUGUGUCAUCGAAAAAGUUCUUGUUAAUGAUUUAGUAAAAACAAAUAUAUUAAAUAGAUUUUCUGGCGUAAAAGACGUUUGUUAUGAAGCAUGGUUAUUGAAAAUAAGAAAAAACUUGUAUGAAAGUCAAUUUGGUGUGCAAUGUUUAGCAAUGAAAUGUCUUACUGGCAUUGCAUAGUAAAAAACAGUAUUUUUAAUUUAUAUAAAAAGUGUCUGUUUUUUAAAAUAAAUCAUAUUAUUACCAAAACAUUUUUACAUUUCUUAAUAAAAUAUAUAACAAAAUAAAAAAAAAACAAAAAUGAUCUAUUA
Daktulosphaira vitifoliae (grape phylloxera) is the source of this 952-nucleotide messenger RNA. RefSeq lists its product as uncharacterized. Bases 93 to 821 code for a protein of 242 amino acids. NCBI's taxonomy places the organism in Eukaryota, Metazoa, Arthropoda, Insecta, Hemiptera, Phylloxeridae. The record is from RefSeq and is a predicted model, not a curated record. Gene Ontology annotation, molecular function: calcium ion binding. The transcript has 6 exons.